Molecule: messenger RNA, 1323 nt
Organism: Solea senegalensis (Senegalese sole)
Lineage: Eukaryota; Metazoa; Chordata; Actinopteri; Pleuronectiformes; Soleidae
Product: probable assembly chaperone of rpl4
Exons: 3
Coding region: 22-402 (126 amino acids)
Source: RefSeq, a predicted model, not a curated record
UGUUCUCUCUCUUUGCAUUAGAUGGCCGUAGAUGUGUUGGAGGGACUUCUUGAAGAGGAUGACGAGGUUGUCCAGGUGUGGUAUCUCUCUGGCUGGGUGUGCUACCUCCAACUGGAAAAGGCAAAAGAGCAGCAAGAUAGAGAGGGGAGGGAAGUGACGCAGGAGGAGACCGAGGAGUGGAAGGCACUGAAGGAGGCAGCCAGGUCGUACCUGACGAAAGCUAAGAAGCUUUACAAUAAGCUGCAAUGUGACGACCAGCCGAUUUUAGAGCAUGUGGAGCAGCUGCUGGGUGAGCUGGGGGGAGAGAUGGAGGCAGAGGAGGGAGACCAUGACUUGGAAGAAGACUAUGAACCCUGUAGUGAUGAGGAGGAGGUCGAAGCAGAGGCACCCAUGGACUUCUGAUUUCAAAUCCCACCAUCAUAUUUUCUUUCGUUUUACCGAGUGCUCUAUCUACAAAGUGCCUUUAUUUGACUGGUUAUCUUUUCACACCCACUUAUCAGCAGUGAAAUAUGAAUUCAAGUGAGAAGCACGAAAAUAGUGCCAUUAAAAACUGCCGUCCACUCAAUCUCUUUGAGGUCAGUUGUUUAAUGAUCUUGGUGAAAUAAAUGCUUACUUGAGUAAUACUUACUUUAAUCUCUUUGACAGAAGGUUGUUGAUGAAAGAAAUUAGUUUUAGAGCUUUAUGUUUGUGCUGCGGCAAAAGCAGAAUGAUGCCUUUUCCUUACACACACACACACACACACACACACAUUUCUAGGAGCAAAGGUACGCAAUAGAUGUGUCUACUGCCCGACAAAACAUUUUCAUAGGCAACAAUUUUAUUUCUGCAGCUCCUCUUUAGUUCCCUCUCAAGCGCAUAUCAUCAUUGGGUUGUAAGGAUGAUUAGAAAACUGCCUAAAUGCUAUGUUAAAGUAAGUUAAGUAAAGCUCUUUUAUUAUCCAAGUCCAAUGACGUACAGGGCUUGAGUUUCAAUGUUAUUCAGUUUAUUCUCUUAUUUUGGCUUUUUUUCACUUCCUAUACUGUAUGUUAACUCAGUGGAUACAACAAGACAAGACACAAUAGAGAGAAUUUGACAUCAACCUUUCUUCUUUUUUUUCUUUUCUUCUUUUCUGUGCUAAAUCUAAAGAGGCUGGUUCAAUGUUUGAGAAAGUAGGAACACCUUUCAACUGAGUUUUUUUUUUUUAAUUUUUAGCCUAUUGAAAUUCUCAGACAAGGACAUGUAAAAAUAAUGGGACAAUUCUUUCAAUUCUGACAUUUGAACAUCAUUUCAUAACCAAUUUAUUUUUCAUCAUAACCAACGCUGAAAAAUAAAAAAAUAAAUCUA